AGCACUGUUUGAGAUGCUGCUGCAAGGCAGGUCACGUGUGCCGCACAUCUACGCAGGCAGCGCAUCCUCAAGUUUCAGAACGUAACAGGAAACGCAGGGUCAAGCACAGAGCAAUGCAGUGUGACUUGGUUACUGGGAAGGUUAUGUACACGCGGAAUUAAUACCGUAAUGUCAAACUGUCGUUUUUAGUGAGUGUGUAAACGGGAAAACACUAAGGUCCUAGUAAGUCGUAACAGACAACACGAGUGGAAAAUAAACCUUCCAAGAAGAACCGGUACAGACCAUAUUUAUUCUGGUUUUAAUACUCUUAUAGUUUCACAGUUAUGAAGAACCUUCCACAUUUCUGUAGAGGAGAAGUGGUUAAAGGAUUCGGUAGGGGAAGCAAAGAGCUUGGAAUCCCGACAGCUAACUUCCCAGAUUCUGUGGUUGAUCACCUGCCAGCUGAUAUCUGUACCGGAAUUUAUUAUGGCUGGGCCUGUGUUGGCAAUGGAGAUGUGCACAGAAUGGUUAUGAGCAUUGGCUGGAACCCUUACUACAAGAAUACAAAGAAAUCAAUGGAAACGCACAUUAUCCAUACAUUCAAAGAAGAUUUUUAUGGAGAAACCCUCAGUGUCGUGAUUGUGGGGUACAUCCGGCCGGAAAAAAGCUUUGACUCUCUUGAUUCACUUAUUGCAGCUAUACACAGUGACAUUGAAGAGGCUAAGAGGCGGCUAGAUUUACCUGAGCACUACAAACUGAAGGAAGACAUCUUUUUCAGGACGACAGUCGACCAAAUAAUGAACGGCCAUUGUUCAUUGUGAUACUGUAAUCCCUUCACAGCAUGUUACUGUCUGGUCUCUGGCAUUAUCAAGCAUGCUUUUAUCCGUAAUGUUGUCUAAUGUAAAACCUGUUCUCUUUGCGUGAAAGGCUAGUUUGUUACUAUAUAUGCAUUCAACUGUUGUUAUGGACCAUUAUCUGCAACCCCACUCGUGUAUGUGUAUAGUUUUGUAAGAUUUAAACUAUACACUUGGCCCAAGCACAAACUGUAUAAAUUUGUCUUUUAAAAAAACAAAACAAAACCAAAAAAACUGUCCACCCAAGGUGCUGGUGAGUGGUACAGCUUAUUUACAAGUGUCUUGUUUGAACCUCUUGGCCAGCCACGAGAGGAAGAAUAGUAACUUUCAAGGUGUCUUAGUAUGUCAUGUGCUGGUUUUGGCUGCGAUCUUGACUACACUGUUUCAUGCCUUCACAGAUGUCUGCCUGGCUGUAAUACCAUCAUCCUGGUAUAAUUCACAUGGUUUUGGACAAAGUUUUUAGUACCUUGUAGGAGUUGCAGUUUUAUCCUUAUUAUUUUUUUUUUACUGCUGCUUAAAACUAACUCUAAUAUUAAAGUGAAAAUGUCUUUCAACACAGCAGAGCAUCCUAGUCGCCCUUCACAGUCUAUGAAAGAUUACUCACCCAUAAUCUUUCCACUCAACAAAAAAAACAAAAGCAAAAAAACAGUUUUGGAAAUGGCAAGGUUUAAAGUAAAAAACACAACUAAGCGUAUCAGAAUCUCAUAUUGAAGAUUAUUUUAAGUGUCAGGAGGGUUAAACAUGAAUCAUUUACACUUUUGCAGAGUCUUCUACCCAAUCAGAUUUCUCUGUUCUCUGGCCAACUCCUUGUUUCAAAGAACUUUAUCAAAUUCACAAUUUUGCAACUUUCAAAGAUAAUGGGUGGAUAAUUAAUUUUAGCAUGACUAAUUUAAGAAGCAAAAUGAUUGCACUUCUGUUAUUAAAAAUGUUAUUUUAUUAAUGAGACUGAACAGUAUUAUACCCUUCAAUUUUUAACCCAAGGAAAAGUGUGAGUUUUACCAGAUGUAGACUGCUCGUUAAGCAUUAAGAUCCCGCAUUUACAUUAACACUCUGCUACACCAUAAAUGAUCCGAUACUAAUCUAGUUCAUACAAUUCAGUUAAUUAUUUUAGCAAUUAACAGUCCAGAUAACAAAAAAUGGCUACAUGACAUUUAACAUUGUGGUAACAAAUAUUAAUUUAAAAGUAGCCUGCAUGUUUGGAAAAUAUUAAAAUUAUAUAUAAAUUGUUUAAAAUGUAAAUAAUGCAUAAAAACUGCCCCUUAAUGAAGAACUGAAAGUAAAAUAUUGGGAAGAGCUAUGUUGAGCAAUCAGCAGCAAGCAGUAAACAAAGUGGUAGAAGCAUGGGUGGAAAGGGAAUAGACCAAGCUAAAUGAAGUGAAAUAAAACCUCUUAUUAGAAGCGAGAGGUUUAAGAUAUGCAUUAUGCUGAAGCAAUCUGAGCAAUUGAGAAAGGAAAAGGGAAUGUGUUAUAAAGAAAACAAAAUCACUUUAUAAGAAAGUGAAAAACAUUAACACCUCACUUAAAGUAGUUAAGCAAGACAUAAUAGUAGGACUAAAGAAAAAAAUGUAAAUUCAAUUUAACCAGUAUUGAAAAACAAGCUAUGAUUGAGUUGUUAAAUGAUGAUGAUAUAAGUAUAAGACCAGCAGAUAAAGGUUUGGGAAUAGUGACAAUGAACACAGAUGACUAUAUUAAAUCUGUAGAACGUGAAUUAAAUAAUACGGAUACAUAUGAAGAAGUUAAAAUCAAUACGAUCAAUAAAUUGGUAAAAGAGGUUAAGGACAUGCAGAGAGACUAUACAAUAAAGGCAUUAUAUCAAAAGAAUUUAAAAAAAAUACAUGCAGCCACAUAAUGCAAGAACAGGCCUAGCAAGAGGAAAUCCUAAAAUGCACAAAGAAAAUCACCCUAUGUGAAUGAUGGUCAGCACAAUUGAUAAUCCAACACAGAUAAUAUUUGGCAUGUUUAAAAAAGUCAUCAGCAUAUUUGACCUUUGGGACUGUUUUAGUAGACCUGGGCAAGGCGGUAACGAGGCCAGUACAAAAAUGACCACUUGGGUUAAACUUGGUAUGUGCACUAGGGAUUUCUUCUCCGUCAAGACGUCUCCAUUGCAGAUUUUUAACAAGCUCACAGUUUCAUGGCAAAACAAAUUACCAGGGCACAGCCCUGCCUCUUGUAACAGGCCUCAGCAAUACCAGUGUGUAAUUUUGCUGGUGACUUUUUAAAAUAUGUUUAAAAAAAUAAAACUGAAAUAAAUUAUGAUUAAUAGCAUAUGUCAUGGGGAUAAUACAUGGAUACAACAUAUUAUGCAAAUUCAGAAGGUUUACGGUAUUCCUUUAAAGAUGACAAUAACUUGUCCAUAGGUUGGACUUUAAGCCGACAGCCUUUUUUCAUUAGGAAACUGCCAUGUCAUAUGAACAAAAAAACAAAAAAACAAAAAAAACAUGGACUAAAAAUGGUUCAGUAGUCAACAUUAUACUUUUUUUUUGCUUUGUAACCAAACAUUGAUGUUCUGCCGUAGAGUAAUGUAACCAUUUCCUGUUCACUGUAAGUAAUCCAUUUCAUGGAUUUUGGCACCAAGUAAACACAAACCCAACACGCCACCACUCCGGUACAGAAAAACCUCUUCUAUUGUUUUUGUUGUUUGUUUUCUAAAUUAUUAUUUUAAAAUCAGGAUUAUGUUUAGCUUGGUGUGUGGGUUAUCUGGUUGCUUAUGUUAAAUAACUUGACAGGCUUUGUAUAGGGGCCAAAGUCCAUUGUGCUAAACUUGCAUCUUAUUGUUCUUGAAAAAACAAAUACUCUUCAUGUAAAGCAGUAGUUUGAAACCUUGGCUGUGCUAGAUCCCUGUUCAGUUGUUAUGGUUAAAUACAGUUCUAAAACUAGAAGCCUGACUACAUACAGUAUGAAAUGAUCUCUGUGCCUCACAGAAGUAGAAUUAAGGCUGCUAAUUAGGUUUAUUUAAAUGUGUUGAUGUGUGUCAUUGUCAUGAUGACAGCAUGAUAUCCCUCAGUCUCUAAAUCACUAAAUAUAAUGGCAAUUAAUAAUGGGUUCAGCUCUAGUCUUCAUUAUUUUAAGUUUUUGAACUCCACCAAGCAAAAAUGAAGGAAAUGUAGACAGCAGACUUGUAGACAAGUCCGAGUCACUAUAAUUGGAGUCCAAGUCCUAAGCCUUGAAACAAACUCAAAUCAAUUUUCAUUAAACUAGUGGUAGCAGUGGAGGAACAGUUUACCUAACAGACGUUGUCUGAUAUCCCUCAGGAAAAAUGAAAAAAAUAAAAAGGAUGAUUUCGGUUUAUUUUUUCUAGAUAGAUUAUUCUAUUUGCAUGUCUUAUUCAACUUGGCUGUCAGUAUCUUUUGUUUUGGAAUUUGAAUACUGUUUGAAUGUACCUGAAGUUUAUAGAUAAGUUUCAAGUUCAAGUUUGUGGAUGUUGUUUUUUCACUUUGAUAGAAGCUUUGGCUUCAAUUCAGGUAAAAUCUGAAUUCCAGACAUGGCUGGAACUGAAUAUAUACUGUGUUUUUAAAUAGAAACAUUAGUAUUAUUUGUAUUAUUUGUUUUGCAAAACAGAAACGUUAUGUUUCACUUUCAUUGCAUUUGCACUUCUAUUAAGUUUGUAAUACAAUGAUGCAUUUAAGAGAUUCUCUUUUACACAAAACAUAUUUAUGUAUUUCCCCUUUGUGUAGGUUCAUAAUGGAAUCACACAUGAAGUUCACACAGACAGAUUUCUAGGUUGACACUGCUUUAUAAUACUGUAUAGUGCAGCCAGUACAGUCUAGAGCUGGGGAAGGAAAACUGGACGACUCGUUCUUGGGGUCGGGUCGGGUUUAUUAUUCUGGACCCAUGGAGAUGGACUUACCAUACUGCAUGGACUUGGACGUUAUUUCUGACUCUGUAUUAUUAUUAUUGUCCAUUGUGUGUGCUCUGUUUUCUGUUGCGCACUCGCUUUUUCUCUGUUUUUGUUGCUCUAUAGUUCUUCGUAUUAUCUUGUAUUCUGUUAGGAUUUGUUGGCGUUUAAUGACAGUGGAAGGAGGCUUUUUCGGGGGUUAUACUUUUGUUGUUUUCUAAUAAGACAAUAAUUGCGCUUUUUGUUAGUUAUAUUGCUUUAGAUAUGGAUAGUCACAUAUUGUUUACCAUGUUGUCGGUUUUCCUUUGCGUUUGCUCUCUGCAUUUAUGCACAGCGUAUUGUUAAUAUGUUUUCCCCUCAUUUAAUAAUAAAUACAUUUUUACUAUCAA
This is a messenger RNA of Acipenser ruthenus (sterlet), 5057 nucleotides long. It is a transcript of the gene rfk, whose product is annotated as riboflavin kinase. NCBI's taxonomy places the organism in Eukaryota, Metazoa, Chordata, Actinopteri, Acipenseriformes, Acipenseridae. Gene Ontology annotation, cellular component: mitochondrion. The transcript has 4 exons. The record is from RefSeq and is a predicted model, not a curated record. Gene Ontology annotation, biological process: riboflavin biosynthetic process; FMN biosynthetic process. Gene Ontology annotation, molecular function: riboflavin kinase activity. Bases 324 to 800 code for a protein of 158 amino acids.